Drepanopeziza brunnea f. sp. 'multigermtubi' MB_m1 is the source of this 1182-nucleotide messenger RNA. The record is from RefSeq and is a predicted model, not a curated record. Lineage: Eukaryota; Fungi; Ascomycota; Leotiomycetes; Helotiales; Drepanopezizaceae.
AUGGCAGCUAUCACCAACGCAGAUAUUCCAGUUCUUCCUACAGUCGUUCAGAUUGUGGAUCGUCUGGCAGAGAGCAGUGGGAAAAUCAAGUCCGUCAUCCCCCUCAAUACUCUUCUGCGACUAACACCACCCAGAACUGCGCCGCCUCCCCAAGACGAUCUGACUAUCCUGCAAUACGCACCUGAAUUUGGCGAGCUCAUCGGUCCCUCUCCGACUCACUCCCUUCUUCUCUCAACAUCUGGGACAUCCAAGAACCCCUUUUUCCACGAAGCUUGCGUCUUCCUCCCCGCCCACGAUGAGCUCUAUACAACCUCCAACCUCCUGCAAUCAACUUCCACCUCUAACUACCCCACCAUCCUCAUCUCUCGCAUCAAGCUGCACCGCACCGACCGCCUCAGCGGCUCCAACAAUGUACACACCGUAGAGUGGGCUAAGAUGCGUCCCCCACCUGGUAUCGAUAUGCCCAACGGCGGCGUCAACUACCAAGACGGCAUCCUCUUCUGCGCACAGGGACAAGCCACAUCUGGCACAGGCGGGAUCCACUACAUGCCUAGAGGAGCUGCGCCUAAGCCAAUGGUGACCAGAUUCCAUGGCCGGGACUUUAACAGUGUGAAUGAUGUGGUGGUCGCCAAAGAUGGGGCGCUAUGGUUCACGGAUCCGUGUUAUGGACACGAACAGGACUUCCGACAGAGACCCAAGUUGCCGUGCCAUGUCUAUCGGUUUGAGCCUGGUACGGGCGAUUUGAGAGUUGUGGCUGAUGGGCUGGGGAGGCCGAACGGGCUUGCGUUUAGUCCGGAUGAGAAGACGUUGUACAUUACUGAUACGGAUCAUAUCCAUGGGGAUGGGAGUACGGAUACUACGAGGGCUUCGACUAUCUAUGCAUAUGACGUUCAAACCAUCUCGGGAGGCCAGUUUCUUGUUAAUAAGAGGCUGUUCGCUUUUGCUGCGGUGGGCUUCCCAGAUGGCAUCAAAUGUGACGUCUAUGGUAACGUGUAUUCCGGCUGCGGCGAUGGUGUCGAGGUUUGGAACCCUGCUGGUAGUCUUAUUGGCAGGAUUCUGGUCCCCGGUGGCGUGGCCAACUUUUGUUUUGGGAAGGAUGGAGAGAUGUUUCUCUGUGCUGAACAGAACCUCUGGAGGGUACAGCUGGCGAGGGAGACGACCGGUGCUUUUCUGAGAGUUUGA